UGCGCAUUUCUCCUCAUUUCCAGCACGCCUCGCCUCCCUCUUCUCGGCCUCGCUCUGCGUCGUCGUCGUCGUCGCCGGCGGCUCGUCUCCGUUUAAUCGCCGGGAUUUCCGGUUCCUCGGCCGUAUCCGCGCCGUCGCCGGAGGAAUCGCCGCCGCCGCCGCCGCCGCCGCCGCGAGCUCGCGGAAGGUACGGUUUUUUCUUUCCGUCGGGGACGUUCCGGAGCCGGAGCUCCAUUUUCGGCCGUUAGGAAUUUCGGGCGUCGGGCCUAGGAGUUGUUCCGAUGAUAUCCGCGGCGAAUGAGGACGGUUCGGGUGCCAAAUCGGACGGGUCGGAGGAGAAUCGAGGGGAGGCAGGUAGGGUUUCUGAGGAUGUCGGCGAAGCGCCUCGGGAAGAGGAGGGCGCGGGUUCGGGGGUUGUGGCGGACGACGGUGCGGGUGGUUCGGCGGGUGCCGAUUCGGUGGCUUUAGGGGGCGAAUUUAGGGCUUCGGUUAGCGGCGUAGGUUCGGGAAAUGGGAGAUCUGAAGAGGAUGGAGUUAGGGUUUGCUCCUCAGCCGAUGGGGGGAGUCCCGGUGGGGCGGAUGAGGAAGUGAAACCUGGAGGUUUCGAGUUUAAAAGCGAGAAGUCCGGUGAGUAUUGGCUCGACGAUGUGAAAGGUGGGAUUCGAGCGGAAGAUGACCUGUCCGAUGCCUGUGAUCGUGAAUUUGGUUCACAAGGUCGCCUGGAGGUCGAUGGGGAUGGCUCGGAGUCAAUAAACUCUGGCGGCACGGCUGAGAGGAAAUCUUUGGAACGGCAGUAUGAUUCUUUGUUGUCUGAGUUUGAUGAAUAUGUAGCGAAUGAGAAAAAUAGCUCCAGUGAAAGCGGCAUGUCGAGGGCUUUGAGUUAUGGAUUUGAAGUGGGGGAUAUGGUGUGGGGCAAAGUGAAAUCGCAUCCCUGGUGGCCAGGGCAAAUCUUUAAUGAAGUUUUUGCGACUUCUUCAGUGCGACGCUCAAGGAGGGAUGGUUAUGUGCUGGUGGCUUUCUUCGGUGAUAGUAGUUAUGGGUGGUUUGACCCGGCAGAGCUUAUUCCUUUUGAUGAGAAUUUCAUUGAAAAAUCGAGCCAGACGAUUUCAAGGAACUUCGCUAAGGCAGUCGAGGAGGCCAUGGAUGAAGCAAGUAGGAGAAGUGGUCUUGGUUUGGCUUGCAGGUGUAGAAAUGCUUUCAGUUUUAGACCGACACAUGUUCAAGGGUACUUCUCAGUUGAUGUGCCUGAUUAUGAACAAGGAGGGCUGUAUUCGACUAUUCAGAUAAGCAAAGCACGAGACAGUUUCCAGCCUCGGGAAACUCUUGCAUUUAUAGAACAGCUUGCAUUAAUGCCACAAGGAAGUGAUGAGAAGAGCCUCGAGUUUGUCAAGAAUAAGGCUAUUGUUUUUGCUUAUCGCAAGGCAGUAUUUGAGGAGUAUGAUGAGACCUAUGCUCAGGCAUUCGGGGUGCAGGCAGUGCGCCCUUCUCAUGAUCCAGUUGAUCCAACAGCUCAGCCAGCGAAAGUGCCACCUCGAGCUCUUUUGAGUGGUCCGCUGGUGAUUGCUGAGGCUCUUGGCAGCAAAAGGGCCUCCACUAAACCCAUGAAAGUGAAGGAUCCCUCCAAAAAGGACAAAUAUCUUUUUAAGCGACGGGAUGAAUCUGGUACACAGCAAGCUAGCCCAGUACAGGCCAAUUCUUCGGUUCCUGCCGCUUAUGUUGAUGGUUCACUUGUAGCAGCAGGAGGAGGUUAUAUCUUGCAGAAGAGAGCUUCAUCUAUUCCUGUCAACUCUCAGAUUCCAGUGAAACUUGAGCAGACCCAAGUAACUGCAGAUGCAAUUUCAAGUCAGGGUGGUCCUGGGAUUUCAGCCCUGCAUCAAGUUCCAGAAAGUAGCUCUGCAAUCAAAAUUCAGAGUCCAUCUGGUUUAGGUGGCCCCAAUGUGAUUGGGAAAGGCGAGGAUGCAAAAAUUAUCAAUUCUCAAGAUGGUUCACAGCAAAGAGGCCAGGAAUCUUAUACAGUACAGGAUAGUGGUUAUGUUUCUCCUCUGUCAACUGAUGUUGUUAGUGCUGAUGGAGCUAUGAGGAAGAAGAAGAAAAAGGUUCUUGGACAUCCUGUGGGUGAGCCAAGCUCGCAGAAUGUUGUUAUGAGAGAGAAGAAAAAGAAGAAAAGGAAAGAAAUUGGCCUUGAGACAGGUUCUGAUCAUCCCCGAAAGCGGCUGCUAACUAGCAAAGUUGGAGUAUCAGUGGCAAAAGUUGCUGGUAAACUUACUCAAGUUGAUUCAGCCUCGAGAGAGGAAUCCUAUGCAGACAAACAGAAGAAAGGUGAAGCAAGCAGGACACAUCCUGAUGACGUUGGGAUGGUGCCUACUUGGUCUGGAAAUGCUGAGCUUGAUUUGCGACAACUCUUGAAUGGUUUGCAAGCCCUUGCUCUUGAUCCUUUUUAUGGCAUUGAAAGGAGCAAUCCUGCAGUUACAAAGCAGGCUUUUCUUCGAUUUCGAUCCCUUGUGUAUCAGAAGAGCUUGAUUCUGGCUCCACCAUCUGAGACUGAUACUGUUGAAAUUCGCCCUGCAAAAUCUCCUGCUGGUGUUGGAGCUGCUGAUCAAUCUACUGGUGAAAGUGUAAGAAAACUAUCAUCUUCGAAAUCAACAAAACCGACUGGAAGAUUUGAUGACCCAGCAAAGAGUGGCCGCAAACGUCCUCCAUCUGACCGUCAGGAAGAAAUUGAAGCAAAGAGGUUGAAGAAAAUCCACAAUAUCAAAUCGUUGGCCGCUGAAAAGAGGGCAAUUCAGAAGACCCAGGAUGCACCACGGGGAGAGGGAAGAGAAACUGUUUCUGCAACCCCAAAACAAGCAAAACCAUUUCCCGUCAAGAAAGUGGAGUCUCAUCCGGCAAGAGCCUCGGACCCCACCAUAUUAGUCAUGAAGUUUCCUCCUGGAACGUCGCUACCAUCUGUCACCGAGCUCAAGGCAAGGUUUGCUCGAUUUGGGCCAUUGGAUUACUCAGGCAUCCGUGUCUUCUGGAAGUCAUCAACAUGCCGGGUUGUCUUCCACCGCAAACUUGACGCGGAGGCGGCUUACAAGUAUGCUGCUGGGAACAACAACUUAUUUGGCAAUGCUGGCGUGAGAUAUUCUCUCCGGGAUGCAGAAGUUCCUGCAUCCGAGGCUUCGGAGUCUGGAAAAGGCAGGGGCAAUGAUUCUGUACAUGACACUCCACGCCUCAAGGAUCCUUCGACUGAAAGAUCAGGACCUGCAUCCACGGUCCAGCUCAAAUCAUGCUUGAAGAAAUCGUCUGGAGAUGAUCCCGGUGUAGGGCCCACAACAGGUAACGGAGGUCGGGCAGCAGCCCGUGUAAAAUUUUUGUUGGGUGGGGAAGAAACUAGUAGGCAAGAGCAAAAGAUGGUUGAUAAUGCAAACAACUUCAACGACAAGAACAACAAUGGUAGUUUUGCAGAUGGUGGCGCAUCAUCAUCUUCUUCUUCCUCUCUUGCAAUGGUUUAUAAUAGUAAGAACUUUCAAAGGGCUGCUGUCUCUUCCUCUCCCCUUCCGCCCCUUCUUCCACUUCCUCCACUUGCAAAGCCACAACUGCUAAACAACAAUGCAUCACUGCCCACCGAAAUAUCACCCCCUCCAAGAAGUGCACCCAAUUUUAACGUUACCGUGGACAUCUCACACCAGAUGAUAACCCUCUUGACUCGGUGCAAUGAUGUAGUGAACAACUUGUCGGGCUUGCUAGGUUAUGUCCCCUACCAUCCUCUUUGACGACGGGGAAUUAAGUGAGAAGCCCGACCCAAACGAGCGAUUAAUCUCCUAUGGACCAUGAAGAUGGACACAGUUUGAUCUCCAGUAUUCGCAUGGAGUUGCAUGGGAGCACGGCGAUGCACCAAUUCAAAAAGCCCAAAUCGCGGUGGACUUCUGGAAGGGAAUGGAUUUCUCCUUCGGGCUGAGGAGAGCUACUGGAAAAGGGGCCUCAAUUGAACCGGUUGAGCUAGUGACUUGGACCAAAAUCAUGUUCGUCAUGUGUAGUCAAUAGUGCAAUCUUAUUGCUCCUUUUUCUUUCACAGUUUUUUUUUUUUAAUAUUAUUAUUGUAUGAAACAUCGUCUUUUUUUUUUUCCCUGCUUUAGCUUUUGUACUAUGCUUGAUAGACGAAGACACAUUUUCGUAAGGGCAAUGGGACUUGGAUAGAGUAA
Messenger RNA from Eucalyptus grandis, 4184 nucleotides. RefSeq lists its product as uncharacterized. The transcript has 2 exons. Bases 282 to 3755 code for a protein of 1157 amino acids. Lineage: Eukaryota; Viridiplantae; Streptophyta; Magnoliopsida; Myrtales; Myrtaceae. The record is from RefSeq and is a predicted model, not a curated record.